This is a messenger RNA of Staurois parvus, 1009 nucleotides long. The record is from the annotation of a GenBank genome assembly. Lineage: Eukaryota; Metazoa; Chordata; Amphibia; Anura; Ranidae.
GAUCAGAGAAUCACAAAGUCAGCAGGAAAGGCUGCAGAUGAUAGCGGAGAAAAGGAGACGUCAAGUUGAAAUUGAGAACAAGAGACGUCAGUUAGAAGAUGACCGGAGACAACUGCAGCAUCUUAAGUCUAAGGCUCUACGAGAGCGCUGGCUUCUUGAUGGAGCUCCAGCUUCUACCCCGGAGGAAGAUGAGGCCACGAGGAGACAGAUGCAAGAAGAUGAACUGAAGACCCGGGAGCUUGAGGACAACAUUCAGAGGUUGGAGGGAGAAAUUGAGUUUCUGGAAAGUGGGUUGUCCAGCACAUCCACCAAAGAGAGCCUAGCAGAAGAGAUGGCACAUUCAGAGCCUGAGAACCAAGACACUGUCAAAAUUCAAAAGACCAUAGUGAAUGUUGCCAGGGAUCAGAAUGCUAUACAGUCCCCGGCAAAGAAGACAGAUAGUCCAGAUAUGAUGAGAGCAGCCAUGUACUCUGUGGAGAUAACAGUAGAGAAGGACAGAAUCACAGGGGAGACUAAGGUCCUCUCUAGCAACACUGUGCUCCCCAAACAGCACCUGCUGCAGGGGGUCAAGGUGUAUGAAGAUGAACAGAAAGUUGUGCAUGCAGUAAGAUCCGAGGUGGCAGUUCCCAAUGAUACGGUUCACCCGCUGAGUUCCACAGAGGUGGAAGAGCUGAUCACAAAGGCAGAGGAAGCAACACUCAGUGAGAUUUCCUUAACCGCAGAUGAGAAGACCCAGAUCAAAAAAGCAUCUCCCCGCAAGGAGAUCCCUGGUGUGCAGGCUCGGCCUCCUCAGACAUCACCAGGCCCAGAACAACCAGUAACCAUGAUUUUCAUGGGCUAUCAGAAUGUGGAGGAUGAGAAUGAAACAAAGAAAGUUCUGGGUGUGGAAGAGGCUAUCACUGCGGAACUAGUCAUCAUUGGUGAUGGGGAUGCCCAACCAGCUGUUGAUGGAGACCUACAAGAAAAGGCUCAGCAUCCACCCAAUGGUGCUCCUGUAGAUACUCCCAAC